UAUAUGGUUUGGCAUGGGGACAGAAUUUGUUUAGAAUUGGAGAGUUAUAUUUAUGUCUUCAAAGUAGCUAGUUUUUGAAAUGUGAACAGCCAUGGCUACCAAGCUCCAAAGGCUUCAGAGGGGACAACAUUUCUUGGGCAGGACACUAUUCACUGCUGCAGUAGCGCCUAGGCUGGUGAAAUUCAACACUGUAGAAGUGGUCUCCUCCCCUAGCCUCUCUGAGAUUAGGAAGUUCUUCAAGGACAGUGGAUGCCAAGUUUCAACAGGCUACACAUGCCUCAAGUUGACAUGUCCCUACUGUGUAGACCCAGAGGCAGAGUCAGAGCGAGGUGCCAAAUCAAAAGAGAAGCAACUCUUUGUUAAUAUGACCACAGGUCACUGCCAAUGUCAGUGCAGCCGAGUGUGUAGUUCCUGGUCCAACCUUACGGACAGCCUGGCCAUCGCCAAGAGACAGACCAAGAAGAAGAAGAGUGCCCCCAAGCUACCCAAAGAGCAGUCAUGUGAUCAGGAGUGGAGGUCAGAGGUCAAAAAUGCUGAGGAAUUGUGGGAGAAGGGCUCAAGUCUGAGCGAGCUACGGAGCGACUCUUUGCGGAAGUUGAAGGACAGAUUUGGGGCAGGGUCGCUCUCCACAGAAACCUUCGAUAGAUUCUGUGCCAGAACGGACGCAAAACGAAAAACGCUGUUAUUGCCACAGUAUGGACCUGAGUCUCAACACAGAGGAACAAGUAUGGUUGAGACGUGUAAACAGGACCCCGAUGAGCCUGAAGACUCUCAUUUAAACCGGGUACAAUCUACUGUCAUUCCGAGGGAUUUUUCUCCUGGACUGUUUGGAUUCCACCUCGUCCAGCCUCAGCACACAGAGAUCAUCCUCACGGCCAAUGAACUGGAUGCUAUGGCGGUCAGCGAGGUGAUCGGUCAGUCAGCCCUGGCCCUCCCCAGGGGUACGGCCUAUCUUCCACAAGAGGUUUUGCCGCUCCUGGAGCAAUUCCAGAAGAUUGUGCUCUGGUUUGGCAAUGACAUGAGGUCAUGGGAAGCAGCAAAAAGUUUUGCAAGAAAACUAAACCUCAAGAGGUGCUAUUUCAUCAGACCGCUUGACGCCCAUCCUGGUCCCCUACAGGCCCUAACCAAGGGUCUGAGUCUCAAGACUAUCCUCCGACAAGCCACGCCCAUGAGCCACAAGUCGAUCGUCUCCUUCCGUGCUCUCAGGGAUGAGGUUCUUGGAGAACUAUCCCAUGCGGAACAGGUUGCCGGGGUCAAGUGGAAGCGAUACCCGCUUCUCAACAAGCACAUGAAAGGUCACAGACGGGGCGAGCUGACCGUCUUCACCGGUCCUACGGGGUCAGGCAAGACCACCUUCAUGGCGGAGUAUUCCCUGGAUCUCUGCAUGCAAGGAGUGAAUACACUUUGGGGGAGCUUUGAGAUCCAGAAUGUACGUCUUGCCAAAAUCAUGUUAACUCAGUUCUCAAUGUGCAAUUUAGAGAAGAACAUUGACAAAUUUGAUCGGUGGGCUGAUAAGUUUGAGCUGCUCCCCUUGCACUUCAUGACGUUCCAUGGCCAGCAGUCCCUCAAGACUGUUAUUGAUGCCAUGGCCCAUUCUGUCUACGUCCACGACAUCGAGCAUGUCAUCCUCGACAACCUCCAAUUCAUGGUCGGUGUGUCCGAGCGCCAGCUAUCCGUCGACCGCUUCGCAAUCUACGACAACCUCAUUGCAGCAUUCAGGAAGUUUGCUACGGAGAACAGCUGCCAUGUUUCCGUGGUGAUACACCCAAGGAAGGAGAAGGAAUCUGAUGAACUUCAAACAGCGUCCAUCUUUGGAAGUGCCAAGGCGAGCCAGGAGGCUGAUAAUGUCCUCAUCUUACAAGACCGUCGUAUGACUGCCCUCAAAGGCCGAAAAUACAUCCAGGUGGUCAAGAAUCGUUUUGAUGGUGACCUGGGUAUCAUUCCAUUGACCUUCAACAAAGAAACACUGACCAUGUCGCCACCGGUCAAGCAGAAAGCCAAACGUCCGACCAAGAAAGAAAAGGAGGGAGAGGAUGCGGAGAAGAAGACGGAUGGAGACGAGUAUGAACUGUUUGAGGGUAUGAUGCUCAAGAGUAAAAGUGAGACUGAAAUUGGAAUCGGCGAGUGAAACCGGCCCCUUGUGUCAGUGCUUGGUCGAUGUGGCAUUGGGCGGUGUAUUUUUGGCCCUGGUUUGCACGAUGAACUGAUUUUACGUUCUGCUGAAGAGUAAGAACUAGGAUGAAAUUGGAAUCGGCGAGUGAAACCGGCCCCUUGUUUCAUUUUUUGCUCAAGAUGGCACUGAUCAUGAACUCUGUAUUGCUGGCCCAAGUUGCACAAGGAACAUUCAAGGGACGGUAGGAUGCUAAAGAGUAAGAGUUUGGAUGAUCUUCAAGUUUAACUGGACAGGUGUAUUGAACUCUGUAUUUUUGGCCCUGGUUUGCAAGAUGAACUGAUUUUCGUUCUGCUGAAGAGUAAGAACUAGGAUGAAAUAGGGAUUGGAGAGUGAAACCGGGACCUUGCGUCAAUGUUAAGGCAAUUUGGCAAUGGACGGUGUAUUGUUGGCCCUGGUUUGCAAGAUGAUCUGAUUUUUGUAUAGAACUGAUUUUUGUUAUGCUGAAGAGUUAGAACUCAUUUAGAACUCAGAUGAAAUUGAGAUCGGCGAGCGAGAUGGGUCCUAAUUGGUCCUAAUUGUCACAGUAUAUUCAGUAAGUGUGGCCCGGAUUGCAGAAGGAACUGUUGCAGAAUGUGCUGAUCAAGAGUAAGGAUGAGGAUGAAACUGGGAUGGCCUAGUGAAAGUUUGUAAAACUUGGUCCAGGUCCUGUUAUGUAUUAAAUAUGGUACUGUACUUAUAAUCACAGGCCUAGGUUGCACACGAUCACUUGUAUGAACAAAACGUCCUUGCUCAAAUUAGUCUCUUGAGCUACCUGAUGAACCCUGCCCCAACAAAAAAGAAAGAAAGAAUGUUGACCGAUGUUUAUUAUUGGAAUCCAAGCGAGUGGGAGAGUGCGCUUUAAGCCAUCAGUUCAUUUAUUUGUCAUGUGUACAUUGAACCAUUGAAUACUUAACCAAAGAUAAGAAGAAGAAGAAGGAGAAGGAGGAGAAGAAAAAGAA
This is a messenger RNA of Strongylocentrotus purpuratus (purple sea urchin), 3111 nucleotides long. RefSeq names its product twinkle protein, mitochondrial (gene twnk). NCBI's taxonomy places the organism in Eukaryota, Metazoa, Echinodermata, Echinoidea, Camarodonta, Strongylocentrotidae. The transcript is spliced from 13 exons. Bases 92 to 2128 code for a protein of 678 amino acids. Gene Ontology annotation, cellular component: mitochondrion. Gene Ontology annotation, molecular function: ATP binding; single-stranded DNA binding; 5'-3' DNA helicase activity. Gene Ontology annotation, biological process: mitochondrial DNA replication. The record is from RefSeq and is a predicted model, not a curated record.